ACCUCGUCCUGUGUAUUCCGCCGCGCCAUGGCUGCUGUGACGGCCGUGUGGAGCACAGUGCUGCGGACUUUUCGGGAUUUCGUGCGGAACUAAGACGAUUAUGCCCUCAAAAUGACCAACGAGAGGCCUAUAACAUCCCGGUUGUUCACCACGUCCGUUGUAGAGGGCCGGAUUGAGCUCGAUGAGAAAUAUGAUAAAGCCUACAACAACGUCAUCACCUUAACACGAGGACUAACUGAAGAGGAGUCUCAUCAUGCACUGAACAAAGCCUUAGAUGACCGCAAAGUCCAUGAUGAGCUUUGCCUGGGUCUACUAGUUAGCAUUUUGGCAGACCCCUCCAUAGCUUCCAGGCAUUACCAUGAUCUGACCCUUGUGUCCCGUGACUCCCUGAAGGUAGUGACCGAGACACUCAUACACCAGAUUAUUGGUGAACGGUUCUCCCGGUUAUCAGAGAGCACAAGAAGACAGCUGCUGUGGCUGGUACGGGAACUGGUCAAGACAGGAAUAAACAAUGUGGAGGGAGUGGUGUGGUGCCUCCUCAGACAGAUUGCUGGUGGGGAUGUUUCACCGAAGAAUGUGUGGUUGGCCGAAAGUUUAGUAGAUAUAUUAAGAGAAAAUAGGCCGUGGUUGGACAAGUUUCCUGUCAUUGUUGCAUCAGUAACAUACACUUACCUACGCAUCCUGGAGGACCACAGUGGCCCACAGUUUGCAGGCCUCAGGCAAAAAGAAGUUGCCUUUGUUGUAGGUCUUCUCAGAGAAAGAUUUCAGGACUGCCUAAUGAUUGGAAGAGACCUCCUUCGACUCCUUCAAAACAUUGCAAAAAUUCAGGAGAUUGAAGCCUUCUGGAAAGAUUUGAUUCACAACCCCACCUCAUUGUCCACUGGCUUUACAGGGAUUCUCCAACUUCUUCAGACACGAACUUCACGAAGAUUUUUUGUUGUAAGAUUAACUCCAGAAAUGGAGAAGAAGAUUGUGUUCCUAUGUACAGAUGUAAAAUUUGGUAUGCAAAAGAGGUAUCAAGAAUGGUUCCAGAGACAGUACCUGAACACACCUGAGAGCCAAACACUGCGCUGUGACCUCAUCCGGUUCAUAAUUGGCUGUAUCCACCCCUCCAAUGAGGUUCUCUGCUCAGACAUAAUUCCACGGUGGGCUGUGAUUGGCUGGCUUCUUUCCUCUUGCACAUCGCCAGUUGCAACAGCCAACUCUAAACUGGCUUUGUUCUAUGACUGGCUCCUGUAUAACACAGAAACAGAUAACAUCAUGAAUAUUGAGCCUGGCAUUUUGGUAAUGUACCACUCAAUGCGGCCACACCCAGUCCUCACCACAUCACUGCUGGACUUCAUAUGCAGGAUAAUUCCCAACUUUCAUCCACCAUAUGCAGACAAGAUACGAGCUGGAGUGCAUAACUCCUUGAGACAGAUCCUGGAGAAACGGGUGGUGCAAUCCUUGGAGCCUCUCUUUGAUAAUCGUCACAUGGAUGUGGAAUUGAGGAAACUCAUUCGUGAAACAUUCCCAGAAUUCUGUGCAAACUCUGUCAUGGGGGAAGUCAAACAUGAAGACUUCGUGGCUCCUGUGUCCUCCCAGUCAGUCACUACCAUGGACCUCCUGGUGGAAACUGGCUUAGACUUUGGUGGGUCUCCUGUGAAUAAUGACAGUGAAGUGAACAAUAGUAAUCAUGUUGGUGGGGAGGAGGCCAUGUUUAGUGAAGAUGAAGAGGAACCCCCAAGCAAAGCCCCUCCCCCACCAGUUGUUAAACCUAAAGUGGAAGAAAUCCCAGUGACCCCCACUCCUGCCUUGGAAGUGGAAGAUGUAAAAGCCAAAGUGAAUGAUGUUAACAGUACAGAGGAAAAAGUGGACCUUAGUAAUUACUUAGAAUUUUUAGAAAAUGACAUGAAGACAAUUCUUCUUGAUCUGCAAACUGAAAAGGACACGAAACAGAGGUGUGAUCUACUUCAAAAGCUGUGUGACUUGAUAUUCAGUGAUGAUUUGGACCAGGUGGAAACUGUCAACUUGGCUUUUUGCCUCUGCCACCUUCUGUCGGAUGAUCUUAGUCCUGGAACCUCACUCUUGCCUCAGGAUAUCUCAGCUGAAAGUAUUCAAGAGAGCUUGGGACACCCUUUAUAUGUCCUCUUUGACAACCUCAUUACAUUGCCCGAGGACGAUCACCGAAGACAGCCCAUUUUGCAGCUCUUGGUAGAGAUGCAUAAAACAACCUACCAAGUGGGCUACCACUUCCUCUACUUCCUUAAAGCUUCCAACAUCAAAUCAGAUAAAGUUCAAGAAAACAAUGAAAGUUCUAUAUCAACAUACAGAGACUUGUGUAAGGCUGCUGGACUAAAAGAUUUUGCCGGCUUUGUGAUUAGAGACUUGCGGCUCUUGGGUGAAGAUGAUCCUAGAGUGUUGAGUUGGAUCAUUCCGGAUAUAUACAACAGUUUUGCAAAACAGACAAGAGGCAAUGCUGAGUUAUUACAGUUGGUGCUGGAGCGCUUAGACUCCUCUCAGCUGCAUGACUUGGUAUGCAUGGUACUUCAGGGAUCCCUACAAAUGUUUGACAACAGCUCAUUUGCUACUAUACUAGAAAAAAGCUUGCAGUGGGAAACUGUGGAGCAAUUAUUUCUCUGGCAACUAGCAAAAGCUCAUGAGAUUCCUGUUGAUUGCUGCCUGUCUGUGAUGCCCAAGCUCAAGUUUACCUCACAUUCUGCUUUGGUGUCCAACACACAUGGAGAAGCACUUUCAAACAUCCUUAUGAUGCUGCGAAGAGAAUCGCCAACUGGAAUUCUUUUACGAACACUGUUGCUGCGUGAGUUCAGGAUGGAGGACCCCACCGUGGUGACCAUCCUUCAGUAUUGGGUCCAACGUUAUGAGGACAAGAUGGCGAACCUCAUAAAUGAAGUGGUUAAUAAUAAGCCCCAGCCGUCACCAAACAAACGCAAAAGGAACCAAAGUACAAAAGCCAGUGCAGUGCCAUUGGACCAAGUCUUGUCACACUUGAACCACCUGAGGACCGCUUGUGGCCAAACAACAUUUUUUGCUUUAGAAACCAUGCAGGACAUUCUGCAGACAGCCCAAAACCAGUGUACUGAAACUCAGAAGAAAAAAUAUGGUGAUUUGUUUGCACUUAUCGAGGAAGAGGAGGAGGAAGAACCAGCGCCAGAGCCUCAAAGGAAACCCAAGUCCAGUAGAGGCAGAAAACCCAAAGGACGAAAAAAACAGGAAUCAGAAAGUGAAGAGGAAAGCAGUGAGGAGGAAGAUGUCAAGAAGCCAUCCAGAAAACGGAAAAAGAAUAAUCAAGUGGGCUCUGACAGUGACUAGCUUUGGCUUUUAAUCUAAUUGAAGUGAAUUUCAAAGGAAACUCUGAUUACUUUGAGACAUUGCCAAAGUGAUGCAUCCCACUUGUCUCCAGGUACUGUUGAGCCACUGAUACUGGCUAAGUUACUAUGGCAUGAUAGAAAUGUCAGUGCUACUGGUAAGCUGAAGUGAUGGUGAGUUAUGGCCUAGCCAGUUGGACUUGCAAAACCACUGUAGUAGUAUCAGUCACUAGUAUUAUCCAUGGCAUUGGUACUGACCAUGGCAGGACCAUUUUGUACUAUCACAGAUAGUGACUGUAUCCAUAUAGUGCAUUGCGGUUCCUGGCUCAAGUCAGUGUUACUGACAGUCAUUGUGAUGUCAGUCAUUGGUACUGGGGUCAGUUACUGGAGCACCGAUACUUGCUGCAGCAACAGCCGAGGGCAGUGUGGAAGACAGCCUCCGGGAACAAAACCCAGCACUCUUCAUCUGUGAUGUGAUAUAGCGGUAGCCUUAAUUUUUUUGUAUUUCCCCUCCCUUUUUUUUUAAAUGCAUUCAUUAAGGGGAUGCAUUCAUUCAAUUGUGGGGAGACAUACUUGUCUUAACCACCAUUAUUAAUUUUUCCCACCCAGUAAUUGAGCUGUGGACUCCAGAAAACUUUCCUCAGGCAAAGUAGACAGAUAAUUUGGAUAUUGUUAACAAUUUCCUUGAAAUAUAAAAUAGCAGUUUAUGAGACAGAAUCAGCACGUGUGAUGAAUGUCUGCUGCUUUGUUGGCAAAAGUGAGUAAACAGUUUUAGGGAUAAAGGGAAAAAGAACUACAUUAACUAACU
This is a messenger RNA of Eriocheir sinensis (Chinese mitten crab), 4116 nucleotides long. RefSeq names its product integrator complex subunit 3-like (gene IntS3). The record is from RefSeq and is a predicted model, not a curated record. NCBI's taxonomy places the organism in Eukaryota, Metazoa, Arthropoda, Malacostraca, Decapoda, Varunidae. The transcript has 14 exons. Gene Ontology annotation, cellular component: cytoplasm. The coding region runs from base 112 to 3312 and encodes 1066 amino acids.